ACAACAAUGUUUCAAUACUACUUUAUCAUAUUUAACAUAAUUGUAACAAAAAAAAAAAAAAACUACAUUAUCAUAAUAACCAAUGAAUCGCUCUGUGAAAGUCGCAGUUAUAGGUGCAGGGGUUUCAGGCCUAGUCGUUGCUCGCGAGCUUAAACGUGAAAAUCACAACGUCGUCGUUUUUGAACAAAACAACCGCAUAGGAGGAAACUGGAUUUACGACCCGAAAACCGAAUCCGAUCCACUUAGCAUUGACCCGAAUCGCGAAACUGUACAUAGUAGCCUCUACAUUUCUCUACGCACCAAUCUCCCGAGACAACUUAUGAGCUUUCGUGAUUACCCGUUUGUAAGAUCCGAAUCCGACCCGAGAAUGUUUCCGGGUCAUGAUGAGGUGCUUCGUUUUUUAGACCGGUUUGCGGAUGAGUUUGGGAUUAAUGAGUUGACUCGGUUUGAUACGAGGGUGAUUCGGGUUGAACGAGGGGAAGAAGGGUGGAUAGUUGAGUCGUUGAGUCGAGGAUCCGAAUUGGUGACCCGGGAAGUUUUUGAAUCGGUUGUAGUGUGUUCGGGACAUAAUAGUUCGCCGAGAAUUGCAAAGAUUCCGGGUAUUGAAAAGUGGGGUGGGUAUCAAAUGCAUAGUCAUAACUAUCGUGUACCUGAACCAUUUCACGACCAGAUUGUGCUAUUAGUUGGAUAUGGACCUAGUGCUUUUGAUAUAGCAGUUGAUAUUUUAAAAGUAGCAAAGGAGGUUCACGUAGCAGUCAAAGAGAAUCCAUUCGGUGUUAAGUUCCAAAAUCUAAUAUAUCAUGAUAUGAUAAAAUGUGUGAACGAAGAUGGCUCAAUUGCCUUUCAAGAUGGAUCCUCAAUUUUUGCAGACACUGUGAUUCAUUGCACCGGAUACAGAUACCACUUUCCAUAUCUUGAAACCAAAGGAAUUGUAACAGUUGAAGAUGAGUGUGUUGGACCAUUAUAUAAGCACAUAUUUCCUCCAUCAUUAGCACCUUGGUUGUCUUUCAUUGGAAUCAUCAGCAAGGAACCUAUAUUUGCUAUUGUUGAAUUACAAGCCAUGUGGGUUGCAAGAGUUUUGUCUGGUAAGAUUUUGUUACCUACAGAAGAGGAGAUGAUGAAAUCUGUUCAAAAUAUCUAUGAUGAAAUGGAGAAGAAUGGCUUGCCCAAAACUUGUGCUCUUUCCCUUCGUCCAUUGCAGGGUGAUUACAAAAAUUGGUUGGCUGCACAAGUUGGGUUGCCUCCUUUGGAAGUGUGGAGGGAAAAUCUGUUGAUAGAGUGUUUCAAGAAAUUAGUUGCAUUGCCAACCAAAUACAGAGAUCAAUGGGAUGGUGCUUAUUGGGAUUCAAUCAUUCAAACUACAUCCACUCUCUAAAAUCAAGAAAGUAUUCAAUUUCUACCAUACUAGCUUGUUCAAAAAUUUCUACCAUACUAGUACAGUAUCAAAUAAAUGUUGUUGCCUCAAAUCUAUAUCCAAAUACAAAUGUUCAUAGUUGUCAUCAUAAUUCCUUUCACAAAAAUAAAUACACACACAAGUGUGCUGCUGGCUAAUACUUCUUACACACUAUGUGUUUUUGUUCUGUCUUGUGCAUUGGUGUUGAACAAAACAAAACAAGGACAUGGAUAUUCUACAGUUGCUGCACACGGUAGUUGUAGAGGAUUAUACAUAACAAUAUCACCCAUAUCUGCGGAUAUUCACCUGUCCCGUCCCGAUUUUGACGGGAAAAAACCGAUUUGGUCGGGUUUGAGUUUUCCCAGAAUUUAAAAGACGGGAGUAGGGCGGAUAAUUGAGACAUUGAUACCCAUUCCGAACUCGUUCCACUUAUAUAUAAUUAUAUUUUAUCUCCG
Trifolium pratense (red clover) is the source of this 1848-nucleotide messenger RNA. RefSeq names its product flavin-containing monooxygenase FMO GS-OX-like 4. The transcript is spliced from 6 exons. The coding region runs from base 83 to 1375 and encodes 430 amino acids. Gene Ontology annotation, molecular function: N,N-dimethylaniline monooxygenase activity; flavin adenine dinucleotide binding; NADP binding. Lineage: Eukaryota; Viridiplantae; Streptophyta; Magnoliopsida; Fabales; Fabaceae. The record is from RefSeq and is a predicted model, not a curated record.